This is a messenger RNA of Microthlaspi erraticum, 1341 nucleotides long. The record is from the annotation of a GenBank genome assembly. NCBI's taxonomy places the organism in Eukaryota, Viridiplantae, Streptophyta, Magnoliopsida, Brassicales, Brassicaceae.
AUGGCGCCGAAGAAAACAACAACCACUACCGGUAACAACAACCACGAGCAGCGUCCGGAAGGUCUGACUGCCGAGUGGGCUGAGCUUCGUACCACACUGCUCGCGAUGCAGGAACACAUUCAAGCAACGAUCCACGCAUCGAUCAACGAGAUGGGAGAGAUGCUACUGAAUCGUUUGGAUAAUAGGCAUCGUCGCCGCGAUCACGAAAAUCCUUUUGCUUGUCUUGACGGUGAGACAGAAGACGAGGAGGAUCCGGAUCACAGACGUGUCCAUCGACCUGGUCGUAACACAAACAACAAUCACGGUGAUGAUCGUGACAAUCGAUGGGAGUACAGCUUUAAGGUGGAUAUCCCUGAAUUUCAUGGAGGUGUCCGUGGCGAUGAGCUCGUUGACUGGAUCGUCUCAGUCGAGGAGGUUCUGGAUUUCAAGCAAGUCCCCGACGAUCGACGUGUCCCACUCGUUGCCAUGCGUUUUCGUGGCCACACAGCAUCAUGGUGGAAACAAUUCAAAUCCACAUGCACGCGUACAGGCAAAGAACCCGUGAAAUCGUGGGAGAAACUCAAAAAGCAUCUCCGUCACACCUUUCUCCCUCAUAACUACGAUCGUACUAUGUACAAUCGCCUGCAAAAUCUGAAGCAAGGCAAUCGUAGCGUUGAUGAAUACGCCACUGAGUUUUCACAGCUCCUGACUCGUAAUGAGUUAUAUGACUCGCAAAUCCAGCUUGUCUCGCGCUUCAUUGGUGGAUUACGUCCGCAAUUAAAAUCAGCGCUGGCACAAUUUGACCCAGGUACCGUGUCUGAAGCGCAGCGUCGCGUUGCUACAUUCGAGCAACAACAGCGAUCGUCGUCGUGGACCACUUCGAGUUCCCGGUCACGACCGCCGGAAUCGACGUUAUCCCCUGCUGCUGGCGCCUCUCGCGACACUUCUGACCCGACUCCGAUCAGUCUACGCCCUCCGCAGAUGCCAGAAGAAGCACAGCUCCGCCGUUCCACGCGCCCAAACGCCUUGCGUUGUUAUGGUUGCGGUGAGGCAGGGCAUCGUCAAACAGCUUGCCCCAACCAAUCGCGUCGGGGAUUGCUCAUCGACGAUUCCGCGCCUGACCAACUACCAGUGUAUGACUCUCAGGAGGAAACAGAGAAGGACAUGGACGUUUUCCAGACUAGCGGUGAUACUGGUCCCCUUUUGCUUACUCGCCUCCUCGUCGAUUCUCCAUCGACCGAGUGGAUUGACUCUAUGGGCGAACCAAUCGCUGAAAGCGACAUGACGGCUUCGUUCUUCAUGGAUCGCGAAUCCAUCCUCGUGAAAUCGCCGUACCUGUGUGAUGCCGCCAAGCCGCAGUGA